Anarrhichthys ocellatus (wolf-eel) is the source of this 1062-nucleotide messenger RNA. RefSeq names its product ladderlectin-like. The coding region runs from base 1 to 780 and encodes 259 amino acids. The record is from RefSeq and is a predicted model, not a curated record. The transcript has 6 exons. Gene Ontology annotation, molecular function: hydrolase activity. NCBI's taxonomy places the organism in Eukaryota, Metazoa, Chordata, Actinopteri, Perciformes, Anarhichadidae.
AUGCACCAGUACGAGCUCCUGUUCGCAGUGAACCCGCGCACGUACAGACCGCUGUCACGGGACUACUUUGAUACUCAACACAGCUUCAGAUCACGAGGAUCCUCAGGCAGCUCUGAACAACGCGGUGCCGUGAUCUCUGAACGCGUGCACGGAGGUUUACUGUCCGGUGCACAUUGGAAUCGACCCUCCCUCUUCAUCUUCAUCAUCAUCAUCAUCAUCAUCAUCACCAUGAAGGCCCUCAGCGUGUCUCUGGUACUCGGCUUCUUCCUGACCCUGAGCCGGGCCGUCCCGCUCAACAGCACGUACCCCAUGAAGAUGAUGAUGAUGCGGGGCAAUCACGAGAACAUGGACAAACCCCACCCCAUGGACAUGGAGAUGGAGAUGGAGCCCUACUGCCCGUACGGCUGGACCCACUAUGAGCAUGAGUGUUUCAUCUUCAUCAACAGCAACAAGAAUUGGAUUGAAGCCGAGAAAUACUGUCUGUUUGUAGGGGGCAACCUGGUGUCCAUCCACAGUUAUGAGCAGAACCACUUCCUCCAGUCUUUGACCGAAGAUGGCACCCACAGCUUCCCCCUGACCUGGAUCGGCGCCACCGACGCCGUCCAUCUGAAUGCUUGGCUGUGGAGUGACGGCUCCAAGUUUGACUAUGAAAACUGGACCCGAGGCUACCGGAUGAAUGAAACCGAGCGCUGUCUGGAGAUGAACUAUGGAUUGCACAAGAAGUGGAUCAACGCCCCCUGCGACAAGUGUCUCCCUUUCAUCUGUGGCAAGAUGAUGUGAAACCAGCCGCAUCCAACAGCUGGAGUUUCAUUUUGUUUUGAACAGAUGCAUCAAAGGUUUCGAGUCCACCUGCCAAGAUGUGGUCCAGGUCUGCCCAUCUGAGCUCCCUGUAGUCCAUCUCGUAUCUGUGUCGACACACAUGACCUCCUCCUGUUGGAUUGAGUCAAUCACUGACAUCAUUAAAGCUAUCGAUGCACACUUAGCUGUGUUAGUAUGAAUGAAAGCAGGAGUAAAGGUGUUUGAUUAAUUCUUCUUUUACAUGUGUAGUGUGUGCCCUCAAAU